Diospyros lotus (date-plum) is the source of this 1675-nucleotide messenger RNA. Its product is annotated as heat stress transcription factor B-4-like. The transcript is spliced from 2 exons. Gene Ontology annotation, biological process: regulation of transcription by RNA polymerase II. Lineage: Eukaryota; Viridiplantae; Streptophyta; Magnoliopsida; Ericales; Ebenaceae. The record is from RefSeq and is a predicted model, not a curated record. Gene Ontology annotation, cellular component: nucleus. Bases 192 to 1238 code for a protein of 348 amino acids. Gene Ontology annotation, molecular function: RNA polymerase II cis-regulatory region sequence-specific DNA binding; DNA-binding transcription factor activity.
CUUCCCUUCUCCCCUACUCAGGAGUCAGUCCUCAUUUUCAACUCUCUCUCUCUCUCUCUCUCUCAUCUUCACUUUGAACUCUUCUCAUCUUUCUAAACUCUCUCUCUGUCUCUCUCUAAACCUCAGAUAUAUACACAACGAAGGAAGAAGAAGAAGAAGGUAUAGUGGGGGUUAAAUUGUGCAGCAGAUCAAUGGCUGUGAUGCUAGACAACUGUGAGGGGAUUCUACUCUCUCUGGAGUCUCACAAGUCAGUUCCAGCCCCAUUCCUCACGAAAACAUACCAGCUGGUGGAUGAUCCGGCCACCGACCACAUCGUCUCUUGGGGAGAAGACGACUCCACCUUCGUCGUUUGGCGGCCGCCCGAGUUCGCCCGCGACCUCCUCCCGAACUACUUCAAGCACAACAACUUCUCCAGCUUCGUUCGGCAACUCAACACCUAUGGUUUUAGAAAGAUUGUGCCGGAUAGAUGGGAGUUCGCGAACGAGUUCUUCAAGAAGGGUGAAAAGCAUCUUCUCUGCGAGAUCCACCGGAGAAAGACGUCUCAGCCGCAGGUGGCGGUGCCAGGCAACCACCAGCUCAAUCAUUCUUUUUCGCCGAUGGGUGGCCCGGCGAGUUUCUUUGCUUACCCAAGCAGGGUGAGCAUUUCGCCGCCGGACUCCGACGAACAGGCCAAUUGGUGCGACUCUCCGCCGCUCCAUUCGCCCCCGGGGAGGGCGGUGGCCAACGGCGGAUGCUACAAGAGCUCGGUGACAGCGCUUUCGGAGGACAACGAGAGGCUACGGCGGAGCAACAACAUGCUGAUGUCGGAGCUCGCCCACAUGAGGAAGCUUUACAACGACAUAAUUUACUUUGUUCAGAACCAUGUCAAGCCCGUUGCUCCCAGCAACGCUUACCCUUCUUCUUUGGUUAUAUGCAACUCAUCAUUGCCGUCUUCUGCAACACCGAUCAACGCUUCAUCAAUGGUGCAAAAGCCGGCUCUGAACAAUCUUAUUGGCUUCCAUCAAACCAGCCCUAAACAAGCUCCUCAAUUUCAAGCUUUGGGCUCAUUCAACCCCACAUCGAAUAGCUCUUUGACGAUUGUUGAAGAACCCAACAGGACAAAGCUAUUUGGCGUUCCUCUACAAUCGAAGAAGAGAUUGCACCCGGAAUAUUCUUCGUCUGUAGAGACAAACAAGGCUCGAUUGGUGCUGGAAAAGGAUGACUUAGGGUUGAAUCUUAUGCCUCCUUCCCCAUGUUAGCUUUCUACACAUCUAUCCAAGAAUCGAACUUUCUUUGCCUUUCUCUUCAGCUUUCUUAUAAUUUCUCUCUCUUCUUUCUUGGUUUCUUUUUCUUUUUAACUUAAAUUUUGGUAUUCUUAGUUUGAUGAUUGUCUGGUGAUUUAUGUCACUCUCUCUAUCUUUCUGGGUCUUGAGAGUCUGAUCCGUUCAAUGUGUGUGUGAUUAUGUAUAUAUAACUACAGUUUACAGUGCAUAAUCUUGUAUCCCGGCCCAGUCUUGAAUGCGGGUGGGUUUUCAGCUAGAGUGAAAUCAAAAGGCAAGUUUAAUUAAUGGUAAACACCAUCUUUUUUAUCUGAGCUUUCUUCCCUUUCAACAGUACAACUCAUUGCGCUUGUUUAUCACAUCUCUUCUUCUUCCUCCUUCCUUUCCGCCUCUGAUAUCAGAACGCUUCAGUUACA